Messenger RNA from Ectocarpus sp. CCAP 1310/34, 2287 nucleotides. The record is from the annotation of a GenBank genome assembly. Lineage: Eukaryota; Phaeophyceae; Ectocarpales; Ectocarpaceae.
AUGCGAUUCGCCCAAUACCCNGAGGAGGAGGAGGAGGAGGAGGAGGAGGAGGAGGAGGAGGAGGAGGAGGAGGAGGAGGAGGAGGAGGAGGAGGAGGAGGAGGAGGAGGAGGAGGAGGAGGAGGAGGAGGAGGAGGAGGAGGAGGAGGAGGAGGAGGAGGAGGAGGAGGAGGAGGAGGAGGAGGAGGAGGAGGAGGAGGAGGAGGAGGAGGAGGAGGAGGAGGAGGAGGAGAAGGAGGAGAAGGAGGGAGAGCAGGAAGAGGAGGGCGAGAAGGUAACGCGAGGCAAGCGCAAGCUCGGAGACAAUGGAACGGCCUCUCGCCGGCACUGUGUUCCAGCUACCGAUAGCUGGCACCCCAACUACGCCGAAAGACCCACACAAGGAGAGCCGUCCAAGCGCCAACGGACGGCCUCCGAGCCGGGAACACGAGAGCAAAGCACGGGCAGUGGGGCGGCGGCAGCACCGCAAACGUCAUCGCCUAUGAUCGCCAGACGUCAUGGACAGCAGUGGCGACCGUGUUGUAAGGAACACGGCUGCACGAAAUGGCCGUCGUUCGGCAACGCCGGCAGCAAGAAAUCGGAGUUCUGCUCUCUGCACGCGAAGAAAGGGAUGGCUGACUUCCUUCGCAGAAGAUGCCGCCACCCGGGGUGCAUGACGCGUCCGUGCUUCGGCAACAAUGGUAGCAAGAGGGCGGAGUUCUGCUCUCUGCACGCGAAGAAAGGAAUGGUUGACGUUCUUAGCAGAAGAUGCGGCCACCCGGGGUGCAUGACGCGUCCGGCCUUCGGCAACAAUGGCAGCAAGAGGGCGGAGUUCUGCUCUAUGCACGCGAAGAAAGGGAUGGUUGACGUCCGUACCAGGAGAUGCGGCCACCCGGGGUGCAUGACGCGUCCGGGCUUCGGCAACCAUGGCAGCAAGAGGGCGGAGUUCUGCUCUCUGCACGCGAAGAAAGGAAUGGUUGACGUUCUUAGCAGAAGAUGCGGCCACCCGAGGUGCAUGACGCGUCCGGCCUUCGGCAACAAUGGCAGCAAAAGGGCGGAGUUCUGCUCCCUGCACGCGAAGAAAGGAAUGGUUAACGUCCUUACCAGGAGAUGCGGCCACCCGGGGUGCAUGACGCGUCCGGGCUUCGGCAACAAUGGCAGCAAGAGGGCGGAGUUCUGCUCUCUGCACGCGAAGAAAGGAAUGGUUGACGUCCUUAGCAGAAGAUGCGGCCACCCGGGGUGCAUGACGCGUCCGGCCUUCGGCAACAAUGGCAGCAAGAGGGCGGAGUUCUGCUCUAUGCACGCGAAGAAAGGGAUGGUUGACGUCCGUACCAGGAGAUGCGGCCACCCGGGGUGCAUGACGCGUCCGGGCUUCGGCAACCAUGGCAGCAAGAGGGCGGAGUUCUGCUCUCUGCACGCGAAGAAAGGAAUGGUUGACGUCCUUAGCAGAAGAUGCGGCCACCCGGGGUGCAUGACGCGUCCGGCCUUCGGCAACAAUGGCAGCAAGAGGGCGGAGUUCUGCUCUAUGCACGCGAAGAAAGGGAUGGUUGACGUCCGUACCAGGAGAUGCGGCCACCCGGGGUGCAUGACGCGUCCGGGCUUCGGCAACCAUGGCAGCAAGAGGGCGGAGUUCUGCUCUCUGCACGCGAAGAAAGGGAUGGUUGACGUCCUUAGCAGAAGAUGCGGCCACCCGGGGUGCAUGACGCGUCCGGGCUUCGGUAACAGUGGCAGCAAGAAGUCGGAAUUCUGCUCUCAGCACGCGAAGAAAGGGAUCGUCCAUUUUCGAUACUACACGCGCCUAGAACAGUAGUGAUAGCUUGAGGCAGAGCCACGUGCUGCUUUCCCAUUUUUGGUUUCCGUUGAAUGAUGUGGGUCUACUGGCAACCGGUACAAGUUUACGUGCUGGUCUUGGUUUUUUGGCACCUAGCGUAAUAUCGAGAACACUAGCGUUGGUCAGUCUGCACGUGGGUGUAAGGGGCCGCCCACGGCAAGACCGGACGGCCACCAAUUGCGUAGAAUCGUGGAACAACAUUCCAAGGGUGCGUUCGGUAAGGUACGACCGAGGCAUUCCGACGGUUAAUACAAGGGCAGGUUUUCUGUUCAAGCCUUGUGUCCACAGAGCCUUCGCGUGCCAGAGAGAGAGCACCGCAGAGACAACUAGCGAGGUGGUCACAUAGAAGGCUUCUAGUGGUGUGCCAGCCUCUGGAGCUGACAGGAAGUGGAGUCUUUUCUUCCCUCCUCUCCCGGUUGAGGAAUCGGGCUUCCCGAGCUACAGCAGUCGUAACUGAGCACCCGGGGUCCCGAGAUGA